Messenger RNA from Corythoichthys intestinalis (scribbled pipefish), 3696 nucleotides. Its product is annotated as FERM domain-containing protein 5-like. Gene Ontology annotation, cellular component: cytoskeleton. The record is from RefSeq and is a predicted model, not a curated record. Lineage: Eukaryota; Metazoa; Chordata; Actinopteri; Syngnathiformes; Syngnathidae. The transcript has 14 exons. Gene Ontology annotation, molecular function: cytoskeletal protein binding. The coding region runs from base 217 to 1905 and encodes 562 amino acids.
GUUUUACACUUGAACGUGGUCCACUGAGGAAGAAACCACCGAGCAAGUACCUCUUAUCUCCGGUGCUCCUCAACCAGUCGGAGAUGCUCUAUCUGCGGUGCCGUUCACGGUCGCGUCCGCCGCCCAGGUGUUGGGACACGAUGCGGGCGCGUCUUUAAUUCGCAUGCAUGCGCUUGACGUCGUCUUCCCCGGUCCGGUUCGCAGACCGAUGGGAAGAUGCUGAGCAGACUAAUGAGUAGUAGCAUCCGGAGUCUGGACCGGGAGUGCAACUGCACCGUGCGGCUGCUGGACGAUUCCGAGUACACCUGCACCAUACAGCGGGAUGCAAAGGGGCAGUACCUUUUUGACCUCAUCUGCCACCACCUCAACCUGCUUGAGAAAGACUACUUCGGCAUCAGAUAUGUGGACCCAGACAAGCAGCGGCACUGGUUGGAGUUCUCAAAAUCCAUUGCCAAACAAAUGAAGUCUCAGCCUCCUUUCACCAUGUGCUUGCGUGUUAAGUUCUACCCGCCUGACCCUGCCGCCCUACGGGAGGAAAUCACCAGAUAUCUGGUGUUCCUUCAGGUGAAGCGAGACCUCUACCAUGGCCGCCUGCUGUGCAAAACCUCAGAUGCCGCUCUACUGGCUGCGUAUAUUUUACAAGCUGAGAUUGGCGACUACGACCCUGGAAAACACCCUGAAGGAUACAGUUCCAAGUUCCAGUUCUUCCCCAAACACUCAGAAAAACUGGAGCGGCGGAUCGCCGAUAUCCACAAGACAGAGCUGAUAGGUCAAAGCCCUGAAACAUCAGAGCUGAACUUCCUCCAGAAGGCUCAGAUGUUGGAGACAUAUGGAGUUGACCCACAUCCAUGCAAGGAUGUGUCUGGAAAUCCAGCUUUUCUGGCAUUCACUCCAUUUGGAUUCACCGUGCUGCAAGGAAACAGGAGGAUUCAUAUCCUCACAUGGGAUGAGGUGACCAAGCUGAAGUUUGAAGCCAAGACAUUCCAUAUUUAUGCAAAUCAGACUGAGGACCAGAAGAUCAUACUGACCUAUUUUGCACCGACACCUGAGGCCUGUAAGCACCUGUGGAAGUGUGGUGUGGAAAAUCAAGCCUUUUACAAGUUGGAGAAGUCCAGUCAAGUGCGCACUGUGUCCAGUAGCAAUCUUUUCUUCAAGGGUAGUCGGUUUAGAUACAGUGGGAAGGUCGCAAAAGAAGUGAUGGAACAAAGUGCCAAAAUUAAAAGGGACCCGCCUGAGAUCCACAGGGCGGGCAUGGUGCCAAGCAGGAGCUGUCCAUCUAUCACGCAUGGCCCUCGUUUGACGAGCGUGCCCAGGACGAGACGGAGAGCAGUACACAUCUCCAUCAUGGAGGGUCUGGAGUCCCUCCGCGACAGCGCCCACUCCACGCCGGUUCGCUCGGUCUCCCAUGGCGACUCCUUCCUGCCCACCCGAGGCCGCACAGUGGACGGCGGCGAGGCCGGUGCAUCAGCGGUCAUCUCUGAUGAAGCCUACAGUCCCUCGGACAGCGUCCUCCCUACGCCCGUGGCCGAACGCGGAAUGGAGAUGCACCUCAACGGCGCCCCCUGUAGCAUCGACGAGGACGAGUUUGGUGCAUCGCCAGAUGCGGCGGACAAAAGGAGAGCCCCACGGGCACUUAAAAGCAGAGCGUCGCCCCCGAGCGAUGUGGAGGAACUGCACAAGUUCAUCCUGAGUGUUCUCCGCUUGUUCCUGGUCACUAUUGGACUGCUCUUCGCCCUCCUGCUGCUUCUCAUAGUGCUGACCGAAUCCGACUUGGACGUGGCCUUCCUGAGAGACAUCCGCACCACGCCCGAAUUCCAGCAGUUCCACUUUGAGUACUUCUGCCCGCUGCGGCGCUGGUUCGCCUGUAAGCUCAGAUGGAUAGGAGGGCUCUUGAUCAGCAAGUAAAUAGGACGAAAAGAAUGACCGUCUAAAUUUAGUUAAACAGCUUUUGCCAAGUCACAAGCCAUGGAUUGAAGUAGGAUCGCUGUAUUUAAUCUUCACAAGUCACUUUGAGAGAGAUGAUGCCGGUCAUUUAACUUCAUGAAGUUGAUUUAAAUGAUUUGGAAACACUAGAAAACAUUUUUAGUUAGCACGUGCUCAAGCACCCUUGAAAAUUGGCACUCAUUCCCAAAAUCAUUGAUAUGAUUAAAAAUUAAUGCACUGCUGUAUUUAUUACUUUAAACACACUCAUUUAAUUAUUAAUAAUGGAGGCAAAGAGAAGUUACCCUAUUUUCUGGACUAUAAAUCGCUGCAGAAUAUAAGUCGAACUAGUCAAAAAAUGGCUCAUUACAACACAAAACAUAGAUAGGUCGCACCUGACUAUAAGUUAAAACAGUUACUAGUGUAACGUAUGCAACAAAAUAGCAGUUCAAAAGAAAUGACUUGUUACCAAAACCACAGCAACGCUACUUAGUCCUAAAUUAGCAUUAAACGUAAACUUCCUUUAGCUUAGCAAGAUAAAAUGUUGCAGCGCUUCAGCUCAACAACAGCCACUUCAACAGUUUUCUUAAACUUUCAUAGCAUGCAAACAGACAACACAUUUACUUACGGUUUUGGAUACUAUUCGGCUCAGUGAAAAUCCAGUCAGAUUAGCCUAACUUUAGUGGCUUCGCUUCCAUCGCAUUAGCUCCCAACUUGUAAAAAGCAAGUUGCAGUCCAACUUGCCUUUAAAGUGUUCCAUGCGUAGUCCAUUUUAUGCUAAGGCUUCAUACAGUGGUAUGAAAAUGUAUCUGAACCUUUUUGGAAUUUCUCAAACUUCUUCAUAAAAUCAACAUCAAAUGUGAUCUGAACUUUGUCAAAAUCACACAGAUGAAAAUACAGUAUCUGCUUUAACUAAAAUCGCCCAAAUAUUUAUAGGUUUUCAUAUUCAAUGGGGAUAGCAUGCAAACAAUGACAGAAGGGGGGGAAAUAAGUAAGUGAACCCUCUGCCUAAGGAGACCUAAAGAGCAACUGAAAACAAUUUUUACCAAACAAUUUAAGUCGGGUGUGUGCCGAAUCAAAGAUGAGUGGUUUAAAGCUUCCCUGCCCACUAUAAAACACACACCUGGUAAGAAAUGUCUUGAUGAGAAGCAUUGUCUGAUGUGCAUCAUGGCUCGGUCAAAAGAGCUGUCUGAAGACCUGUGAUCAAGAAUUGUUAAUUUGUAUAAAGCUAGGAAAGGAUACCCAACCAUCUCUAAAAGUCUGGAUGUUCAUCAUUUGACAGUUAGAGAAGUUGUCUACAAAUUGAGAGAGUUUGGCACUGUUGCUUCUCUCCCUAGGGGUGGCUGUCCGCCAAAGGUGACGCCAAGAGUUCAGCGCAGAAUACUCAGAGAGGUAAAAAAAGAACCCUGGAGUGUUUGCUUAAGACUUACAGAAAUCACUGGCACAGUCCAAUCUCUCUGUAGACACAUUGACUAUAUGUAAAACGAUGGCCAGGAAUGGUGUUCAUUGGAGGACUCCACGGAGGAAGCCACUGCUGUCUAAAAAAAAAAAAAACAUUGUUGCUCAUUUAAUGUUUGCAAAAGGCACUUGGACACUCCACAGAAGUUUUGGCUAAAUAUUUUGUGGACUGAUGAAACCAAAGUUGAAUUGUUUGGGAGUAACACACAACGUCAUGUGUGGAGGAAAAAUGGACCAGCUCACCAACAUCAACACCUAAUCCCUACCAUGAAGCAUGGUGGAGGGAGCAUGAUUUGGGGCUGUUUUUGCUCAUCAGGG